AUGUCUACCGAAUUGAAUCCAGUUGAUAUGAAACAAUCAUCUCAAAUUGAUGAACCAAUCAAAGAACAAGAAGAAGAAGACUUAAAGAAAAUGCUACAGGAUGAUGAUGUUGAUAAGUUAAAAACAAAUCUUACAUGUGAAUUGUCGGAAUCAUUGACAGAUUCCGAAUGUAUCAAAUCGAAAUUAUCAGAUGUUUGGGAAACAAGUCAAACACCUCCAUUGGAAUGUUGUUCUGAUUAUGAAUCGUUGAAAAAAGUCAAAUAUGAUGAUGCCACCGGUGGAGAUAACGAAAAAAUCAAAUCAUCCUAUCGACAUACAGAUGAUUAUGAAAUUUAUCAUUCUAGUAUUGAAAAAGAUAUUUGUACAGAAUUAGAUAAUUCCAUGUACAUACCAAUUAAAUUACCAUUGAGUAGUAAUUUAUACGUCCCAGUUUAUUAUGUACAGUCAAGUGAAGAAUCAUCACCUAAAUUAAAUAAACAUAAUUUGGAUUUUAAUCAUUCUAAAAAUAAGGAAUCUAAAAAUAUUAAUAAUAAUAAUAAUAAUAAUACUAUCAAAUCCAUGGUAAGUUAUAAAUAUUUAUUACAUUCUCAUGAUAAUCUAAGCAAUCCAAAUGAUACUCAAAGACUAGUCGGUGAUUAUCAUAUUAAUACUAGUAAUCAAGGUUAUGAAAAUUUUGUAUCCAAAUAUAAUACCGCCAAAACGGAUGCAAAUCCGAAUAAUCUGGAAUUAUGUAAUAUACACACGGAGAUCAAUAAUGAACCAUUAGUUAAAACAAAGCAUUCAUUGUUAAAAACCAAAUCGAAAACUGGCAGUGGUAUGUCUUUAAAGCAUAAAUUACAUUUUAUGAAACCAAAAUUAAACAAGUUCGAUAAGUCGAAGACGAUCAACGACAAUGAAAUCUUAAUGACAGUGGAUCAGCAGCCAAUUGUUGAAAAUGAGUUUAAUAAGAAUGAGAAAAAACGAAGAAAAACCGGUUGUUCACCAAGACUUACAUUGAAAAAACAUGUUAAUCGUAGAGGUAAGGAUAUUGUAAUCAUUAGAGACAAUGAGAUAACUGACGAAAUGCAAAUCAUUGGAAAACAGAAAAAAACAACAAAUGGACGAUUAAAAAAGAGAAAAAUUCAAACCGACGAAAAGGCUAAAAAAGACACAACACAGAGUAAAAAUGGAAAAAAAGUAAAAAAGGAGAAACGCAGAGAGAAAGAAUAUACAGCAGAAAUAAAUAUAAAAGAAAACGCAGAUGUAAAGACUGAAGGUGAAAAAAUUAAAAAACGAGGGAUAAAAUUCAAAUAUCCUAAAUUUGGAUAUAAAAUCGAAACAAAAAAUAAAAGCGAAAAAAGAGAGGAAGAAAAUGCACCUGAUGUGAAUGUGAAUGUGACUGGUCCAUCUGUGGAGGUGCCAUCUGUGAAAGCCGGUGUUCAUUUGCCUACUGUCGAUGUGUCCGUUCCCGAUGCGUCGUUGGGAGGUGAUCUCUCCGACGUGAAACUGCCCAGUGUGCAACUGACUGGUCCAGAUCUCCGUGUACAUGGUGAGAUGCCAGAUGUGGAUGUGGGUGCUAAGGUGGAUGUGCCGAAACCGCAUAUUUCAAUCAAGGCACCGAAACUCGGAUUCGGUUUGGGCAAAAAGAAGGCGAAAGUGAAAACUCCAAAGGCUGAUGUGAAAGUGGAGGGUGGAGCAGGUGGGAAGAUAGAUUUGGACGCCGGUUUGGAUGCCGAUUUGGACGCUCAUGUAGAUGGUAAAGCAAGCAAGGGAGGUAAGAAAUUCCAUUGGUCUCCUAAGUUCGGGUUGCCGAAGGGUGGUCUGAAGAUAGGUGGUGGUGCUGGUGUUGGAAAGCCGGACGCGUCGGUGUCUGUCUCAGGUCCGACUGGCGGUGUGGAUGUGUCACUUCCGAAACACGAACUCGAUGUCUCCAUGGAGGUUCCUGACGUUGAUGUGUCCGCCUCUGUGCCCGAAAUCGAUGUAUCAGGUGGUGUGACUGGGAAGGUUGCUGCACCCGAUGUGAAAGUCAGCGUUCCAUCAAAGAAGAAAUUCACCUUCGGUUGGGGCUCGAAAGGCAAGAAGGAGAAGAAGGUGAAGUUGCCGAAAGUGUCGGGAGACGUGGAUGCUGGUUUGGAUGUGAGCGGCAAGGUUGACGUUCCCAGUGUGGAUGUCGAUGUGGAUGCAAGUGGUCGAGGUAAAGGUAAGAAGUUCCACUGGUCUCCGAACAUCUCGUUGCCGAAGUUGAAGGUGCAUGGACCAGACGUGUCUGGGAAACUUCAUGCAGAUGCACCUGAUGUGAAUGUGAAUGUGACUGGUCCAUCUGUGGAGGUGCCAUCUGUGAAAGCCGGUGUUCAUUUGCCUACUGUCGAUGUGUCCGUUCCCGAUGCGUCGUUGGGAGGUGAUCUCUCCGGUAAGCUCGAUUUGGACGGUGUCGGUGUGGGAGUUGUUGACGCCGAUUUGAACCUACCAGACCUACAGAUCUCAGGAAAUGUGAGUGCACCGUCUGUUGAGGGAGACCUGUCCAUGCCUGAUGUGUCCGCCAACCUGGACACAGACGUGAAACUGCCCAGUGUGCAACUGACUGGUCCAGAUCUCCGUGUACAUGGUGAGAUGCCAGAUGUGGAUGUGGGUGCUAAGGUGGAUGUGCCGAAACCGCAUAUUUCAAUCAAGGCACCGAAACUCGGAUUCGGUUUGGGCAAAAAGAAGGCGAAAGUGAAAACUCCAAAGGCUGAUGUGAAAGUGGAGGGUGGAGCAGGUGGGAAGAUAGAUUUGGACGCCGGUUUGGAUGCCGAUUUGGACGCUCAUGUAGAUGGUAAAGCAAGCAAGGGAGGUAAGAAAUUCCAUUGGUCUCCUAAGUUCGGGUUGCCGAAGGGUGGUCUGAAGAUAGGUGGUGGUGCUGGUGUUGGAAAGCCGGACGCGUCGGUGUCUGUCUCAGGUCCGACUGGCGGUGUGGAUGUGUCACUUCCGAAACACGAACUCGAUGUCUCCAUGGAGGUUCCUGACGUUGAUGUGUCCGCCUCUGUGCCCGAAAUCGAUGUAUCAGGUGGUGUGACUGGGAAGGUUGCUGCACCCGAUGUGAAAGUCAGCGUUCCAUCAAAGAAGAAAUUCACCUUCGGUUGGGGCUCGAAAGGCAAGAAGGAGAAGAAGGUGAAGUUGCCGAAAGUGUCGGGAGACGUGGAUGCUGGUUUGGAUGUGAGCGGCAAGGUUGACGUUCCCAGUGUGGAUGUCGAUGUGGAUGCAAGUGGUCGAGGUAAAGGUAAGAAGUUCCACUGGUCUCCGAACAUCUCGUUGCCGAAGUUGAAGGUGCAUGGACCAGACGUGUCUGGGAAACUUCAUGCAGAUGCACCUGAUGUGAAUGUGAAUGUGACUGGUCCAUCUGUGGAGGUGCCAUCUGUGAAAGCCGGUGUUCAUUUGCCUACUGUCGAUGUGUCCGUUCCCGAUGCGUCGUUGGGAGGUGAUCUCUCCGGUAAGCUCGAUUUGGACGGUGUCGGUGUGGGAGUUGUUGACGCCGAUUUGAACCUACCAGACCUACAGAUCUCAGGAAAUGUGAGUGCACCGUCUGUUGAGGGAGACCUGUCCAUGCCUGAUGUGUCCGCCAACCUGGACACAGACGUGAAACUGCCCAGUGUGCAACUGACUGGUCCAGAUCUCCGUGUACAUGGUGAGAUGCCAGAUGUGGAUGUGGGUGCUAAGGUGGAUGUGCCGAAACCGCAUAUUUCAAUCAAGGCACCGAAACUCGGAUUCGGUUUGGGCAAAAAGAAGGCGAAAGUGAAAACUCCAAAGGCUGAUGUGAAAGUGGAGGGUGGAGCAGGUGGGAAGAUAGAUUUGGACGCCGGUUUGGAUGCCGAUUUGGACGCUCAUGUAGAUGGUAAAGCAAGCAAGGGAGGUAAGAAAUUCCAUUGGUCUCCUAAGUUCGGGUUGCCGAAGGGUGGUCUGAAGAUAGGUGGUGGUGCUGGUGUUGGAAAGCCGGACGCGUCGGUGUCUGUCUCAGGUCCGACUGGCGGUGUGGAUGUGUCACUUCCGAAACACGAACUCGAUGUCUCCAUGGAGGUUCCUGACGUUGAUGUGUCCGCCUCUGUGCCCGAAAUCGAUGUAUCAGGUGGUGUGACUGGGAAGGUUGCUGCACCCGAUGUGAAAGUCAGCGUUCCAUCAAAGAAGAAAUUCACCUUCGGUUGGGGCUCGAAAGGCAAGAAGGAGAAGAAGGUGAAGUUGCCGAAAGUGUCGGGAGACGUGGAUGCUGGUUUGGAUGUGAGCGGCAAGGUUGACGUUCCCAGUGUGGAUGUCGAUGUGGAUGCAAGUGGUCGAGGUAAAGGUAAGAAGUUCCACUGGUCUCCGAACAUCUCGUUGCCGAAGUUGAAGGUGCAUGGACCAGACGUGUCUGGGAAACUUCAUGCAGAUGCACCUGAUGUGAAUGUGAAUGUGACUGGUCCAUCUGUGGAGGUGCCAUCUGUGAAAGCCGGUGUUCAUUUGCCUACUGUCGAUGUGUCCGUUCCCGAUGCGUCGUUGGGAGGUGAUCUCUCCGGUAAGCUCGAUUUGGACGGUGUCGGUGUGGGAGUUGUUGACGCCGAUUUGAACCUACCAGACCUACAGAUCUCAGGAAAUGUGAGUGCACCGUCUGUUGAGGGAGACCUGUCCAUGCCUGAUGUGUCCGCCAACCUGGACACAGACGUGAAACUGCCCAGUGUGCAACUGACUGGUCCAGAUCUCCGUGUACAUGGUGAGAUGCCAGAUGUGGAUGUGGGUGCUAAGGUGGAUGUGCCGAAACCGCAUAUUUCAAUCAAGGCACCGAAACUCGGAUUCGGUUUGGGCAAAAAGAAGGCGAAAGUGAAAACUCCAAAGGCUGAUGUGAAAGUGGAGGGUGGAGCAGGUGGGAAGAUAGAUUUGGACGCCGGUUUGGAUGCCGAUUUGGACGCUCAUGUAGAUGGUAAAGCAAGCAAGGGAGGUAAGAAAUUCCAUUGGUCUCCUAAGUUCGGGUUGCCGAAGGGUGGUCUGAAGAUAGGUGGUGGUGCUGGUGUUGGAAAGCCGGACGCGUCGGUGUCUGUCUCAGGUCCGACUGGCGGUGUGGAUGUGUCACUUCCGAAACACGAACUCGAUGUCUCCAUGGAGGUUCCUGACGUUGAUGUGUCCGCCUCUGUGCCCGAAAUCGAUGUAUCAGGUGGUGUGACUGGGAAGGUUGCUGCACCCGAUGUGAAAGUCAGCGUUCCAUCAAAGAAGAAAUUCACCUUCGGUUGGGGCUCGAAAGGCAAGAAGGAGAAGAAGGUGAAGUUGCCGAAAGUGUCGGGAGACGUGGAUGCUGGUUUGGAUGUGAGCGGCAAGGUUGACGUUCCCAGUGUGGAUGUCGAUGUGGAUGCAAGUGGUCGAGGUAAAGGUAAGAAGUUCCACUGGUCUCCGAACAUCUCGUUGCCGAAGUUGAAGGUGCAUGGACCAGACGUGUCUGGGAAACUUCAUGCAGAUGCACCUGAUGUGAAUGUGAAUGUGACUGGUCCAUCUGUGGAGGUGCCAUCUGUGAAAGCCGGUGUUCAUUUGCCUACUGUCGAUGUGUCCGUUCCCGAUGCGUCGUUGGGAGGUGAUCUCUCCGGUAAGCUCGAUUUGGACGGUGUCGGUGUGGGAGUUGUUGACGCCGAUUUGAACCUACCAGACCUACAGAUCUCAGGAAAUGUGAGUGCACCGUCUGUUGAGGGAGACCUGUCCAUGCCUGAUGUGUCCGCCAACCUGGACACAGACGUGAAACUGCCCAGUGUGCAACUGACUGGUCCAGAUCUCCGUGUACAUGGUGAGAUGCCAGAUGUGGAUGUGGGUGCUAAGGUGGAUGUGCCGAAACCGCAUAUUUCAAUCAAGGCACCGAAACUCGGAUUCGGUUUGGGCAAAAAGAAGGCGAAAGUGAAAACUCCAAAGGCUGAUGUGAAAGUGGAGGGUGGAGCAGGUGGGAAGAUAGAUUUGGACGCCGGUUUGGAUGCCGAUUUGGACGCUCAUGUAGAUGGUAAAGCAAGCAAGGGAGGUAAGAAAUUCCAUUGGUCUCCUAAGUUCGGGUUGCCGAAGGGUGGUCUGAAGAUAGGUGGUGGUGCUGGUGUUGGAAAGCCGGACGCGUCGGUGUCUGUCUCAGGUCCGACUGGCGGUGUGGAUGUGUCACUUCCGAAACACGAACUCGAUGUCUCCAUGGAGGUUCCUGACGUUGAUGUGUCCGCCUCUGUGCCCGAAAUCGAUGUAUCAGGUGGUGUGACUGGGAAGGUUGCUGCACCCGAUGUGAAAGUCAGCGUUCCAUCAAUGAAGAAAUUCACCUUCGGUUGGGGCUCGAAAGGCAAGAAGGAGAAGAAGGUGAAGUUGCCGAAAGUGUCGGGAGACGUGGAUGCUGGUUUGGAUGUGAGCGGCAAGGUUGACGUUCCCAGUGUGGAUGUCGGUGUGGAUGCAAGUGGUCGAGGUAAAGGUAAGAAGUUCCACUGGUCUCCGAACAUCUCGUUGCCGAAGUUGAAGGUGCAUGGACCAGACGUGUCUGGGAAACUUCAUGCAGAUGCACCUGAUGUGAAUGUGAAUGUGACUGGUCCAUCUGUGGAGGUGCCAUCUGUGAAAGCCGGUGUUCAUUUGCCUACUGUCGAUGUGUCCGUUCCCGAUGCGUCGUUGGGAGGUGAUCUCUCCGGUAAGCUCGAUUUGGACGGUGUCGGUGUGGGAGUUGUUGACGCCGAUUUGAACCUACCAGACCUACAGAUCUCAGGAAAUGUGAGUGCACCGUCUGUUGAGGGAGACCUGUCCAUGCCUGAUGUGUCCGCCAACCUGGACACAGACGUGAAACUGCCCAGUGUGCAACUGACUGGUCCAGAUCUCCGUGUACAUGGUGAGAUGCCAGAUGUGGAUGUGGGUGCUAAGGUGGAUGUGCCGAAACCGCAUAUUUCAAUCAAGGCACCGAAACUCGGAUUCGGUUUGGGCAAAAAGAAGGCGAAAGUGAAAACUCCAAAGGCUGAUGUGAAAGUGGAGGGUGGAGCAGGUGGGAAGAUAGAUUUGGACGCCGGUUUGGAUGCCGUUUUGGACGCUCAUGUAGAUGGUAAAGCAAGCAUGGGAGGUAAGAAAUUCCAUUGGUCUCCUAAGUUCGGGUUGCCGAAGGGUGGUCUGAAGAUAGGUGGUGGUGCUGGUGUUGGAAAGCCGGACGCGUCGUUGUCUGUCUCAGGUCCGACUGGCGGUGUGGAUGUGUCACUUCCGAAACACGAACUCGAUGUCUCCAUGGAGGUUCCUGACGUUGAUGUGUCCGCCUCUGUGCCCGAAAUCGAUGUAUCAGGUGGUGUGAAUGGGAAGGUUGCUGCACCCGAUGUGAAAGUCAGCGUUCCAUCAAAGAAGAAAUUCACCUUCGGUUGGGGCUCGAAAGGCAAGAAGGAGAAGAAGGUGAAGUUGCCGAAAGUGUCGGGAGACGUGGAUGCUGGUUUGGAUGUGAGCGGCAAGGUUGACGUUCCCAGUGUGGAUGUCGAUGUGGAUGCAAGUGGUCGAGGUAAAGGUAAGAAGUUCCACUGGUCUCCGAACAUCUCGUUGCCGAAGUUGAAGGUGCAUGGACCAGACGUGUCUGGGAAACUUCAUGCAGAUGCACCUGAUGUGAAUGUGAAUGUGACUGGUCCAUCUGUGGAGGUGCCAUCUGUGAAAGCCGGUGUUCAUUUGCCUACUGUCGAUGUGUCCGUUCCCGAUGCGUCGUUGGGAGGUGAUCUCUCCGGUAAGCUCGAUUUGGACGGUGUCGGUGUGGGAGUUGUUGACGCCGAUUUGAACCUACCAGACCUACAGAUCUCAGGAAAUGUGAGUGCACCGUCUGUUGAGGGAGACCUGUCCAUGCCUGAUGUGUCCGCCAACCUGGACACAGACGUGAAACUGCCCAGUGUGCAACUGACUGGUCCAGAUCUCCGUGUACAUGGUGAGAUGCCAGAUGUGGAUGUGGGUGCUAAGGUGGAUGUGCCGAAACCGCAUAUUUCAAUCAAGGCACCGAAACUCGGAUUCGGUUUGGGCAAAAAGAAGGCGAAAGUGAAAACUCCAAAGGCUGAUGUGAAAGUGGAGGGUGGAGCAGGUGGGAAGAUAGAUUUGGACGCCGGUUUGGAUGCCGAUUUGGACGCUCAUGUAGAUGGUAAAGCAAGCAAGGGAGGUAAGAAAUUCCAUUGGUCUCCUAAGUUCGGGUUGCCGAAGGGUGGUCUGAAGAUAGGUGGUGGUGCUGGUGUUGGAAAGCCGGACGCGUCGGUGUCUGUCUCAGGUCCGACUGGCGGUGUGGAUGUGUCACUUCCGAAACACGAACUCGAUGUCUCCAUGGAGGUUCCUGACAUUGAUGUGUCCGCCUCUGUGCCCGAAAUCGAUGUAUCAGGUGGUGUGACUGGGAAGGUUGCUGCACCCGAUGUGAAAGUCAGCGUUCCAUCAAAGAAGAAAUUCACCUUCGGUUGGGGCUCGAAAGGCAAGAAGGAGAAGAAGGUGAAGUUGCCGAAAGUGUCGGGAGACGUGGAUGCUGGUUUGGAUGUGAGCGGCAAGGUUGACGUUCCCAGUGUGGAUGUCGAUGUGGAUGCAAGUGGUCGAGGUAAAGGUAAGAAGUUCCACUGGUCUCCGAACAUCUCGUUGCCGAAGUUGAAGGUGCAUGGACCAGACGUGUCUGGGAAACUUCAUGCAGAUGCACCUGAUGUGAAUGUGAAUGUGACUGGUCCAUCUGUGGAGGUGCCAUCUGUGAAAGCCGGUGUUCAUUUGCCUACUGUCGAUGUGUCCGUUCCCGAUGCGUCGUUGGGAGGUGAUCUCUCCGGUAAGCUCGAUUUGGACGGUGUCGGUGUGGGAGUUGUUGACGCCGAUUUGAACCUACCAGACCUACAGAUCUCAGGAAAUGUGAGUGCACCGUCUGUUGAGGGAGACCUGUCCAUGCCUGAUGUGUCCGCCAACCUGGACACAGACGUGAAACUGCCCAGUGUGCAACUGACUGGUCCAGAUCUCCGUGUACAUGGUGAGAUGCCAGAUGUGGAUGUGGGUGCUAAGGUGGAUGUGCCGAAACCGCAUAUUUCAAUCAAGGCACCGAAACUCGGAUUCGGUUUGGGCAAAAAGAAGGCGAAAGUGAAAACUCCAAAGGCUGAUGUGAAAGUGGAGGGUGGAGCAGGUGGGAAGAUAGAUUUGGACGCCGGUUUGGAUGCCGAUUUGGACGCUCAUGUAGAUGGUAAAGCAAGCAAGGGAGGUAAGAAAUUCCAUUGGUCUCCUAAGUUCGGGUUGCCGAAGGGUGGUCUGAAGAUAGGUGGUGGUGCUGGUGUUGGAAAGCCGGACGCGUCGGUGUCUGUCUCAGGUCCGACUGGCGGUGUGGAUGUGUCACUUCCGAAACACGAACUCGAUGUCUCCAUGGAGGUUCCUGACGUUGAUGUGUCCGCCUCUGUGCCCGAAAUCGAUGUAUCAGGUGGUGUGACUGGGAAGGUUGCUGCACCCGAUGUGAAAGUCAGCGUUCCAUCAAAGAAGAAAUUCACCUUCGGUUGGGGCUCGAAAGGCAAGAAGGAGAAGAAGGUGAAGUUGCCGAAAGUGUCGGGAGACGUGGAUGCUGGUUUGGAUGUGAGCGGCAAGGUUGACGUUCCCAGUGUGGAUGUCGAUGUGGAUGCAAGUGGUCGAGGUAAAGGUAAGAAGUUCCACUGGUCUCCGAACAUCUCGUUGCCGAAGUUGAAGGUGCAUGGACCAGACGUGUCUGGGAAACUUCAUGCAGAUGCACCUGAUGUGAAUGUGAAUGUGACUGGUCCAUCUGUGGAGGUGCCAUCUGUGAAAGCCGGUGUUCAUUUGCCUACUGUCGAUGUGUCCGUUCCCGAUGCGUCGUUGGGAGGUGAUCUCUCCGGUAAGCUCGAUUUGGACGGUGUCGGUGUGGGAGUUGUUGACGCCGAUUUGAACCUACCAGACCUACAGAUCUCAGGAAAUGUGAGUGCACCGUCUGUUGAGGGAGACCUGUCCAUGCCUGAUGUGUCCGCCAACCUGGACACAGACGUGAAACUGCCCAGUGUGCAACUGACUGGUCCAGAUCUCCGUGUACAUGGUGAGAUGCCAGAUGUGGAUGUGGGUGCUAAGGUGGAUGUGCCGAAACCGCAUAUUUCAAUCAAGGCACCGAAACUCGGAUUCGGUUUGGGCAAAAAGAAGGCGAAAGUGAAAACUCCAAAGGCUGAUGUGAAAGUGGAGGGUGGAGCAGGUGGGAAGAUAGAUUUGGACGCCGGUUUGGAUGCCGAUUUGGACGCUCAUGUAGAUGGUAAAGCAAGCAAGGGAGGUAAGAAAUUCCAUUGGUCUCCUAAGUUCGGGUUGCCGAAGGGUGGUCUGAAGAUAGGUGGUGGUGCUGGUGUUGGAAAGCCGGACGCGUCGGUGUCUGUCUCAGGUCCGACUGGCGGUGUGGAUGUGUCACUUCCGAAACACGAACUCGAUGUCUCCAUGGAGGUUCCUGACGUUGAUGUGUCCGCCUCUGUGCCCGAAAUCGAUGUAUCAGGUGGUGUGACUGGGAAGGUUGCUGCACCCGAUGUGAAAGUCAGCGUUCCAUCAAAGAAGAAAUUCACCUUCGGUUGGGGCUCGAAAGGCAAGAAGGAGAAGAAGGUGAAGUUGCCGAAAGUGUCGGGAGACGUGGAUGCUGGUUUGGAUGUGAGCGGCAAGGUUGACGUUCCCAGUGUGGAUGUCGAUGUGGAUGCAAGUGGUCGAGGUAAAGGUAAGAAGUUCCACUGGUCUCCGAACAUCUCGUUGCCGAAGUUGAAGGUGCAUGGACCAGACGUGUCUGGGAAACUUCAUGCAGAUGCACCUGAUGUGAAUGUGAAUGUGACUGGUCCAUCUGUGGAGGUGCCAUCUGUGAAAGCCGGUGUUCAUUUGCCUACUGUCGAUGUGUCCGUUCCCGAUGCGUCGUUGGGAGGUGAUCUCUCCGGUAAGCUCGAUUUGGACGGUGUCGGUGUGGGAGUUGUUGACGCCGAUUUGAACCUACCAGACCUACAGAUCUCAGGAAAUGUGAGUGCACCGUCUGUUGAGGGAGACCUGUCCAUGCCUGAUGUGUCCGCCAACCUGGACACAGACGUGAAACUGCCCAGUGUGCAACUGACUGGUCCAGAUCUCCGUGUACAUGGUGAGAUGCCAGAUGUGGAUGUGGGUGCUAAGGUGGAUGUGCCGAAACCGCAUAUUUCAAUCAAGGCACCGAAACUCGGAUUCGGUUUGGGCAAAAAGAAGGCGAAAGUGAAAACUCCAAAGGCUGAUGUGAAAGUGGAGGGUGGAGCAGGUGGGAAGAUAGAUUUGGACGCCGGUUUGGAUGCCGAUUUGGACGCUCAUGUAGAUGGUAAAGCAAGCAAGGGAGGUAAGAAAUUCCAUUGGUCUCCUAAGUUCGGGUUGCCGAAGGGUGGUCUGAAGAUAGGUGGUGGUGCUGGUGUUGGAAAGCCGGACGCGUCGGUGUCUGUCUCAGGUCCGACUGGCGGUGUGGAUGUGUCACUUCCGAAACACGAACUCGAUGUCUCCAUGGAGGUUCCUGACAUUGAUGUGUCCGCCUCUGUGCCCGAAAUCGAUGUAUCAGGUGGUGUGACUGGGAAGGUUGCUGCACCCGAUGUGAAAGUCAGCGUUCCAUCAAAGAAGAAAUUCACCUUCGGUUGGGGCUCGAAAGGCAAGAAGGAGAAGAAGGUGAAGUUGCCGAAAGUGUCGGGAGACGUGGAUGCUGGUUUGGAUGUGAGCGGCAAGGUUGACGUUCCCAGUGUGGAUGUCGAUGUGGAUGCAAGUGGUCGAGGUAAAGGUAAGAAGUUCCACUGGUCUCCGAACAUCUCGUUGCCGAAGUUGAAGGUGCAUGGACCAGACGUGUCUGGGAAACUUCAUGCAGAUGCACCUGAUGUGAAUGUGAAUGUGACUGGUCCAUCUGUGGAGGUGCCAUCUGUGAAAGCCGGUGUUCAUUUGCCUACUGUCGAUGUGUCCGUUCCCGAUGCGUCGUUGGGAGGUGAUCUCUCCGGUAAGCUCGAUUUGGACGGUGUCGGUGUGGGAGUUGUUGACGCCGAUUUGAACCUACCAGACCUACAGAUCUCAGGAAAUGUGAGUGCACCGUCUGUUGAGGGAGACCUGUCCAUGCCUGAUGUGUCCGCCAACCUGGACACAGACGUGAAACUGCCCAGUGUGCAACUGACUGGUCCAGAUCUCCGUGUACAUGGUGAGAUGCCAGAUGUGGAUGUGGGUGCUAAGGUGGAUGUGCCGAAACCGCAUAUUUCAAUCAAGGCACCGAAACUCGGAUUCGGUUUGGGCAAAAAGAAGGCGAAAGUGAAAACUCCAAAGGCUGAUGUGAAAGUGGAGGGUGGAGCAGGUGGGAAGAUAGAUUUGGACGCCGGUUUGGAUGCCGAUUUGGACGCUCAUGUAGAUGGUAAAGCAAGCAAGGGAGGUAAGAAAUUCCAUUGGUCUCCUAAGUUCGGGUUGCCGAAGGGUGGUCUGAAGAUAGGUGGUGGUGCUGGUGUUGGAAAGCCGGACGCGUCGGUGUCUGUCUCAGGUCCGACUGGCGGUGUGGAUGUGUCACUUCCGAAACACGAACUCGAUGUCUCCAUGGAGGUUCCUGACCUAGAUGUGUCCGCCUCUGUGCCCGAAAUCGAUGUAUCAGGUGGUGUGACUGGGAAGGUUGCUGCACCCGAUGUGAAAGUCAGCGUUCCAUCAAAGAAGAAAUUCACCUUCGGUUGGGGCUCGAAAGGCAAGAAGGAGAAGAAGGUGAAGUUGCCGAAAGUGUCGGGAGACGUGGAUGCUGGUUUGGAUGUGAGCGGCAAGGUUGACGUUCCCAGUGUGGAUGUCGAUGUGGAUGCAAGUGGUCGAGGUAAAGGUAAGAAGUUCCACUGGUCUCCGAACAUCUCGUUGCCGAAGUUGAAGGUGCAUGGACCAGACGUGUCUGGGAAACUUCAUGCAGAUGCACCUGAUGUGAAUGUGAAUGUGACUGGUCCAUCUGUGGAGGUGCCAUCUGUGAAAGCCGGUGUUCAUUUGCCUACUGUCGAUGUGUCCGUUCCCGAUGCGUCGUUGGGAGGUGAUCUCUCCGGUAAGCUCGAUUUGGACGGUGUCGGUGUGGGAGUUGUUGACGCCGAUUUGAACCUACCAGACCUACAGAUCUCAGGAAAUGUGAGUGCACCGUCUGUUGAGGGAGACCUGUCCAUGCCUGAUGUGUCCGCCAACCUGGACACAGACGUGAAACUGCCCAGUGUGCAACUGACUGGUCCAGAUCUCCGUGUACAUGGUGAGAUGCCAGAUGUGGAUGUGGGUGCUAAGGUGGAUGUGCCGAAACCGCAUAUUUCAAUCAAGGCACCGAAACUCGGAUUCGGUUUGGGCAAAAAGAAGGCGAAAGUGAAAACUCCAAAGGCUGAUGUGAAAGUGGAGGGUGGAGCAGGUGGGAAGAUAGAUUUGGACGCUCAUGUAGAUGGUAAAGCAAGCAAGGGAGGUAAGAAAUUCCAUUGGUCUCCUAAGUUCGGGUUGCCGAAGGGUGGUCUGAAGAUAGGUGGUGGUGCUGGUGUUGGAAAGCCGGACGCGUCGGUGUCUGUCUCAGGUCCGACUGGCGGUGUGGAUGUGUCACUUCCGAAACACGAACUCGAUGUCUCCAUGGAGGUUCCUGACGUUGAUGUGUCCGCCUCUGUGCCCGAAAUCGAUGUAUCAGGUGGUGUGACUGGGAAGGUUGCUGCACCCGAUGUGAAAGUCAGCGUUCCAUCAAAGAAGAAAUUCACCUUCGGUUGGGGCUCGAAAGGCAAGAAGGAGAAGAAGGUGAAGUUGCCGAAAGUGUCGGGAGACGUGGAUGCUGGUUUGGAUGUGAGCGGCAAGGUUGACGUUCCCAGUGUGGAUGUCGAUGUGGAUGCAAGUGGUCGAGGUAAAGGUAAGAAGUUCCACUGGUCUCCGAACAUCUCGUUGCCGAAGUUGAAGGUGCAUGGACCAGACGUGUCUGGGAAACUUCAUGCAGAUGCACCUGAUGUGAAUGUGAAUGUGACUGGUCCAUCUGUGGAGGUGCCAUCUGUGAAAGCCGGUGUUCAUUUGCCUACUGUCGAUGUGUCCGUUCCCGAUGCGUCGUUGGGAGGUGAUCUCUCCGGUAAGCUCGAUUUGGACGGUGUCGGUGUGGGAGUUGUUGACGCCGAUUUGAACCUACCAGACCUACAGAUCUCAGGAAAUGUGAGUGCACCGUCUGUUGAGGGAGACCUGUCCAUGCCUGAUGUGUCCGCCAACCUGGACACAGACGUGAAACUGCCCAGUGUGCAACUGACUGGUCCAGAUCUCCGUGUACAUGGUGAGAUGCCAGAUGUGGAUGUGGGUGCUAAGGUGGAUGUGCCGAAACCGCAUAUUUCAAUCAAGGCACCGAAACUCGGAUUCGGUUUGGGCAAAAAGAAGGCGAAAGUGAAAACUCCAAAGGCUGAUGUGAAAGUGGAGGGUGGAGCAGGUGGGAAGAUAGAUUUGGACGCCGGUUUGGAUGCCGAUUUGGACGCUCAUGUAGAUGGUAAAGCAAGCAAGGGAGGUAAGAAAUUCCAUUGGUCUCCUAAGUUCGGGUUGCCGAAGGGUGGUCUGAAGAUAGGUGGUGGUGCUGGUGUUGGAAAGCCGGACGCGUCGGUGUCUGUCUCAGGUCCGACUGGCGGUGUGGAUGUGUCACUUCCGAAACACGAACUCGAUGUCUCCAUGGAGGUUCCUGACGUUGAUGUGUCCGCCUCUGUGCCCGAAAUCGAUGUAUCAGGUGGUGUGACUGGGAAGGUUGCUGCACCCGAUGUGAAAGUCAGCGUUCCAUCAAAGAAGAAAUUCACCUUCGGUUGGGGCUCGAAAGGCAAGAAGGAGAAGAAGGUGAAGUUGCCGAAAGUGUCGGGAGACGUGGAUGCUGGUUUGGAUGUGAGCGGCAAGGUUGACGUUCCCAGUGUGGAUGUCGAUGUGGAUGCAAGUGGUCGAGGUAAAGGUAAGAAGUUCCACUGGUCUCCGGUUUUCUCUUCUCCGAAACUGAAUUUGAAUAAAGAUGGUUUGUCUGUUGAUGCGCAUUAUGAAAUCUCACCUGUUGUGGCUAAUGUUGAUACUGUCAUACCUUUAGCUUCAUCUGUUAAUGCAUCUUUUGAAGUUGAUUCUUGUCUUUCUCCCGACUUUUUACGCUCCUAUGCACCGGAUUCUGUUUGUGUUCUUCCGGAUUCUCAUUUAUCGCCUACUUCAUUUCGUAAGAGUUACGAUUUGGUUGACUCCCUUUCCCCAGCUGAACCGUUGCGAAGUGUUGAUAUUCGUCCUAUUGUGGAGGAGCCUGUUAUUUCCCCUAUUUCUUCACUUGAAUUUUGUGAGUCCAGUACUUUCCGGUCUAGAAUUUCACCUAGAAACGCUUUUCAGGAUAUCGAUGAGAGUUUUUCUUCUCCAGUUGAUUCAGGUUUUAAUGGUGACAUUUCUAAUGACGAGGCUUUUCCCGCUGAAAUCGACGAAAUUUUCAUUGUUCCAAUUCAAACUAAUCGUAUUUUACCGAAUGGAAAUGAUUUAACAGGAUCACAAGACCUUUUAGUUGUCGAAACUUCAGAAAAGUCUGACUAUCAUACACCGAAUUUAGAGGCAUCAUAUAAUGUUAAAUCCGAUAAAAGUAAAUUACAUAGUCCAUUUGAUACUUUGAAAUCAAAGAUGCUUGACAAAGUUUCUGUUCAUCGAGUGAAAGUUAUCGAUACUAACGACAAAAAUUCAGAGAAUAAUCAUAAAAAGCCUUAUUCUGAUCAUUCUCAUCAUAGUACCGCUGAUGUUGUUGCAGAACAUGUUACUAUUGACAGCAAAUCUAAGAAAAAGGCGAAAUCUCAUAAGAAACGACGCAUACUUCAUGGUCAAACACCUACAGAUGAAGUUAUUUCAGAUACUUCCAAGAAGUCAGAUUAUCCUAGAGACUACCACGAUCAUAAUAAUGAUCUUACUUUGACUCCUCGACGUUCUCCGAGUAAACUUAAAGAUCCCUCAGUUCGAAAAACAUGGCAUGGUCCUAGAGAACCCUACUGCGAGUUAAUGGGAAGUUUAAAUUCAGAACAAGAUGAAUACACUUUAACUGAAGAUGCUUCAGUUAGUUUUCUACAGCCAAGUUCAAUAACAAUAACAAAGCAUUCAAAUGAAAAUUCACUAAAUGCUUCUGACUUUCUCCGACGUAACCUAGGCAAUUCAACAAAACGCCGACCUUGGAGUACUUUAGAAUAUCCACCACCUGGAUGUCAUUUUGUAGACGAUGACUAUAUGUUUCCAGAUGCUUUAACACCAACUAAAAUUCCAAGUUUUCGUGCAAGUAAAGAAAUUGUUUACGAUGUUCCCUAUAUGGAUGACAAAGCUCUUCCACGUUAUGAACCUGAAUGGCCUUUAGGUGAAUCAAGAAGAACAUUAAUAUCUCAACUCUCACAGAACAGUGGCAGUAUUGUUCCAAUGACAGCUGAAGAAGAAAGUAGUCUUAUAUCUCUUGAUACUAAACUCUCGGAUCAUCAAAAUCUAUCUAAAACAAUCAAUCGAUUAACAUCACAUUUUCGAAAAAGUAAAAAGAAAUCUUCAACCCGACAACAACAAAAACAACCACAACAACAUCAAGAUAAUGAUGAUGAUGUUGUUGACAGUUCAAAACCUCGAUCGAAAAGUCGAACACGAUUAAAAACAUGGUGGUCUAAGCAUGGUACAUUGCAUAAAUGAAGAAAACACUUUCUCACAUAUAAUAAUAACAAUUAUAAAUCUGAUUCAUUUAAAUUUAUUUCUAAUGAUACACUUUUGUUCAAAAGAAAACAAAAAGAGAUAACUCGUUGAAAUUUACACACACACACACACACACA
Messenger RNA from Schistosoma turkestanicum, 16688 nucleotides. Lineage: Eukaryota; Metazoa; Platyhelminthes; Trematoda; Strigeidida; Schistosomatidae. The record is from the annotation of a GenBank genome assembly.